GCAGUUGGUUUCAGUACUUGGUUUGUCUCAGACCAGAGUGCAUCUCUUGGCGAUUCCUGGAUCUUCCAAGCGAUUUCAGAGUGAGAAAAAGCGAUUUUUUUUUGCAGCGGAAAGCAAAUUCACCAACUUUGGUUGAGAGGAAUUGCUUUUGAAGAAAGAAGAAUAUUUCUACAGAAUACAGAAGAAGAAAAUCAAAAGUCCAUUCUUUGAGACUUUAUUGAUACCAUCAAGAUGAAGAGAAGGAUCGACGACGUGAGCAGCAGCGAGGAAAAAAGUGGGCGAAAAAGGAAGAAAAAGAGAAGAAUACACAAGUGCAGCUCCAGUGAGGAAAUAAAAAUGGAAGGAAGGAAAAGACCCAGAGAGAGUGAGAACAGCGCUACAUCAGAACGAGGAAGUGAAUUGAAGAGACCCCGUGUGGAAGAAGAACUUCCUCUCCCAGUAGCAAUCAGCAACUGCACCAUCCAUGCUGAGCUUGGGAGUGGAACAUACGGCAGAGUUUGGUUGGUAUCUUUACAAGACAGGAUCCAGCAAAUAGCCAUCAAGGUCAUUAAAAAGAGCAACGACACCAACAUGUCCAACAUCAUCACAGAGGCACGGGUAUUAAAGACAGCAGCUGGAUGCCCGUACCUUUGCUCUGCCUAUGGUUCUUUCCAAACACAGGGGCAUGUUCUGCAUGCUAUGGAGUACAUCAGCGGAGGGACCCUAUGGAGCAUCAUCAAGAACAGCGUCCAACUGGAGAUGGACUUAGUAAGAUUCUACGCAGCAGAGCUGGUGUGCGGCCUGCAGUUUCUCCAUUCAAAUGGGAUUAUCCACCGGUAUGUGAGAUUUAUAAAAAUCCUAUAUAUUAUCCUUCUGUUCACAUCCCUUCUUGCCCUCCAGUUAUAA
Molecule: messenger RNA, 885 nt
Organism: Xenopus tropicalis (tropical clawed frog)
Lineage: Eukaryota; Metazoa; Chordata; Amphibia; Anura; Pipidae
Product: protein kinase C delta type-like
Exons: 5
Coding region: 232-885 (217 amino acids)
Molecular function (GO): ATP binding; nucleotide binding
Source: RefSeq, a predicted model, not a curated record